AUGCCGUCAAAAGCUUUUCCACUUGCUCAUUCGUUGGUUCUCCAAUUUUUGGAAUUGAACAAAUAUCAUAAAACUCUGAAUGCUUUUCGGGAAGAAGCAUCAGAAGUCAUUAUAGAGAACAGCGAGGUAUUUCGGCAAUCACCGGAAAAAAAUCUGAUUGAUCUUGUUGAUGAACAUUUGAUUUCUCGUAUGACCGAUCGAUUGGGAAAACUCAGUUUGCAACGGCAAAUUGAGGAGGAAUUAAAUCAAUCAGGCAAUGAAAAUAUUCCGCGUUUCCUGUAUGACACAUUUAAUCAAAUUCACGAUGCAAAUAUUCUUUCGGUACGCACUCAAAACCUUCCAAUCACCAAUUUCCUCGAAGGAGAAAACGAAUACGCCUACUCACAUGUCACCGCAAUUGUCACAGGAUCAGCGGAUAAAAGUAUAAAAUUUACAUCGUUAUUGACGAGGGACACUUUUAAUACUUUACAAGUUCAUAAAUCUCCCGUAUUAUGUGUUGAUUUUCAUCCUGAUUAUCCCACGCUGAUGCUGAGUGGAUCAAUGGAUUCCACAGUGGUGUUGGUGAAUGUUAACACGAAUGAGACUCUUCAGACUUUUAAAGAUCAUUCGAAAUAUGUUAUACAUGCUCGAUUCUCACCUGACGGAUCAAUGUUUGCCACUGCUUCUCAUGAUCACACUGUCAAUUUCUAUAAAAUGCUUCCUCCAUCGACAGUUCCAAAUACUCCAAGAUCUCCUGCAAGUCCUCGAAGCCCAACAUUUAAUAAUCAAAUUGACAUUAAAUACGCUAAAGUUCAUUCAAUGAUAUUCACUGGAAAUGUCGAAGCAUUUUGUUUUCUACCAAAUAAUGAAUCCUUGGUGAUUGGAGUACGCGAAGAUAAUUAUCUACAUUACGUUGAUCUCGUGAAUUUUCAAGACACAAAAUACAAUAUGAAUGAGAAUGGUGACGAAUGGGUUUCUUUCACACCAAUGGACAUUUCUCCGUCACCGCACAACAAUGGAAAAUACUUGCUAGUAUCAACAGACGACGAAACCGGUCGCCAAAUUCUCUUUCUCGUCAAUUCAGACGUUCAAGUGCGAAAUUUUUAUGGCGCACGGGUCAAUAAAUUUUCCACGCCGCGUCAUUGUUGGCAUCCGAGCGGAAAAUACUUUUACGUGACUGACGACACGAAAGGUGACAUUUGUAUAUUUGAUGUAGCAACAGCAAAGAUCAUCGGGAGACUAGAAGGUCAUACAUCGAUAGUAAAAAGUUUAUGGUUUGAUAUAGAACGUGAUCUAUUGAUCUCGUGUGGUUUUGAUAAAACGAUUAGGGUUUGGGGUGUUACUGAUGUUACUCCUGAAGGGUCUAUCGCUUCUUCCGAGAAUGUUUCUGAUACCGAAAAAUAA
Molecule: messenger RNA, 1383 nt
Organism: Ambispora gerdemannii
Lineage: Eukaryota; Fungi; Glomeromycota; Glomeromycetes; Archaeosporales; Ambisporaceae
Source: the annotation of a GenBank genome assembly